GCAAUCGCUCCUAAACUCGGCAAUGAGACGGCAAAGGCAGAACUCGGACGUGCGACGUGGAAGUUCUUCCACACUGUCAUGGCUCGGUUUCCAGAAAAGCCAACCGAGGAAGAGAGCAAGACCUUGCGUACCUUCAUCUACGCCUUCCAGCGUGUAUAUCCGUGUGGAGAGUGUGCAGAGCAUUUUGGAGAGUUGCUGAAAAAGUUUCCGCCGCAAACGAGCUCGCGCAAUGCAGCUGCAGGUUGGGCGUGUCAUGUGCAUAACCAGGUGAACAAGCGGUUGAAGAAGGAGAUUUUUGACUGCAACAAUAUCGGAGACUUCUACGACUGUGGUUGUGCGGAAGACGAGAAGGAUGGGAAGGCUGAGAAAAAG
This is a messenger RNA of Sphaerulina musiva SO2202, 372 nucleotides long. Its product is annotated as Evr1_Alr-domain-containing protein. The annotation marks the transcript as partial. Gene Ontology annotation, cellular component: mitochondrion. The record is from RefSeq and is a predicted model, not a curated record. Lineage: Eukaryota; Fungi; Ascomycota; Dothideomycetes; Mycosphaerellales; Mycosphaerellaceae. The transcript has a single exon. Gene Ontology annotation, molecular function: flavin-dependent sulfhydryl oxidase activity; flavin adenine dinucleotide binding.